GGUGGCUGGCACACUCUGGGCUUUUAUGGCGUGGCUGUGAGAGAUACAGUGUCGUGAGCCGUGGGCUGAGGACACCGGAAGACCGCGCUCAGAGGGGCGAGCGUUUGAGGUGAGGCUGCCGCGACUCCAGUCUGCCACCUGUUCGCUGUUCCCCCUGCGGCACCAGGAUGCUGAGAGUGGAAGAAACUGGGGGCCCUUCAAACCAGACCUGUGAAAAUGGCAUUUCCAUGGAAGUGUUCCUCCAUUGCUCCCUGGUCCCUGCUUUCGCCAUCGUGGCUGUGCUGUCGUUCCUGCAGAAGAGGGCCAGGCACAUGGCUAUAGACGAGAGGCUGUCCGCUCUGAGGGGACGGUUCGGCGUGGUGGUGCCCCUGGACUUCAUCGGAAGCCUCAGUAACCGGUGGUCGUACGGCUUUGCCUUCGGAGCCGUGUCCUCCAGCGUACUGCUUCUGUUCUCAGAGAAGUACGUCCAGUUUAACGUGCCAACAUGGGCCAAAGCCAUUGUGUACCUCGUGGGUGCCCUGGAGGUGGGCCUGGUCUACUUCCCAUUCUUCGCCUGCCUGUCCACCCCCUUCCGAGCCAUCGGGGCCGUGCUGGGAAUCCUCUACACUCUGGCUUGGACCAUAGUAACACUGUGGGACACUGUGACCUGCCCAAGUGGUGAGGUUCUGGGAAAGUACCAGAAGCCCAUCUUCCAGUGGCCCUCCAUCGUGUGCCUGGUCUUCCUCCUGGGGCGAUUCUUCGACAUGCUCCUGAAGGCUGUGCGCCUCCAUCGGGGGCUGGAGGGAGAGGAGGAACAGGAUGAAUUGAUGCAGACCCACCAGGCCAAAUAUGUGCAGUCUCUGCUGCGGAGCGCCCCCGAACGCUACAGCCGGCACCUGGAGCAGCGCUGCACCUCACAAGGGAAGCUGGAGAAGAACUGGUUUGAGAGAAACAUUUAUGAAUGGGAUCCUUACUUCAAGUUCCCCAACAGAAUGAUUGGCACGUCAGUCAUUUCUCUCAUUGGCCUAUACGCAAUCACCCUGGCUGACUACAGCCUCAGUGACUACGCCUUUGAUAAACUGGACGUGCUGGCUGCCUCCCUGAAGGAUCUGGCUGCUUCCUGUAAUGGAACAGACAACAUGUUUGCCACGUUGAUCCCGCAGGUAGAAGAGUUCAGUCAUGUCGCCAGAGCCACCUGGAUUGCCACCACCAUCUUUGCCAGCCUAACCUCAAUCACGUACACAUUCCAUGUGCUGGCCUGUUACAGGAAGCACCUGAGGAGACUCUGGGCGGGACAGAAGGGCUUCCUGCCAAAGAAAUUCCAUAACCCCAGUUCUGCAGUCAGUGUGGCUGCCAUUACAAGGUAUUCAGGCUGGCAGAUUGCCUUCACUCUCUGGGGUUACCUCAUCGUCCACUUCGUCCAGUUCGUGUUCGGGCUGAUCAUCGCUUACGGCCUGGUUCUGCCCAUUCAGAAAGGCCGAGGGCUGUCGGUUCUGGCCAACCUGGGGAUCAUUCUAUUGACUGUGGGUGUGGUCGUAGCGCUGGUGAUAUUUCAGAUAAUGCUGGUCCAGGUGUUCUUCCUCCAAGACAAGAUUUCCCCCGCAGAUGAACGGAAACCCUUAGCACUGAACAACAGGAAGGCUUUCCACAACUUCAACUACUUCUUCUUCUUCUACAACGUGAUCAUGGGCCUGAGCAACUGUGUGCUGAGACUGCUGAUCAGCAGUGUGCUCGGGACCUGGCUAGUGGCGCGCAUCGACCGUACCAUCAUGCAGCGGGGCUACGAGUCCCUGGACCCGGGGUACAGUACCUGGAUCGGCAUGAUCUUUGCUGACCAUUACCAUAGCAACCCUGUCAUGAUCUGCUUCUGCCAUCUCCUAUUGGUCGAAAGACUCGAGGCGCGACAGAGGACGACCUCCACGUACUCCCAAUUCAACAAUGUAUCCUCUGUGUCGGUGACGGGUGGCAGGGCGCGGGUCCGGUGGCUCCUGCUCUACACCCUGAUGAAGAACCCCCAACUGAUCCUGAUGCGUAAACACCCCACCCCGUCCCCCCAGAGCAGCCUGGAGCGGCUCGUCCUGGGCUACGCCCUGUCUGCUCGGGACCGGUGGUCUGAGGAAACCCGCACCGGAGAAACACCUGGCAUCUGAGUGACGCCAACGGCACGGCCCAGCGAGCGUGUGGCCCGGCUGACCCAUGCCAGUCCGGUCGCUAUGGUUACCGCUGAGUUGUCAGUGCAGAGAAAGUCCCAGCAGGCUGGGCGGAAGAGGCUGGGCGUGUCCCCUGAGCUCCACUGUCCCCUCUCUUAUGCCCACGGUGACAGAGAGAGCUCUCACUCUGGCUGCAGGGAUAGGUCAGAGCAUCCAGCUGUUAUUAUUUUUAUAUUCUGAUUACAUUCCCACAAUUCAGUGUAAAGAGAGUUAAAGCAUAAAGAGAGCCUUGACUGGAGCAGUGCUGGUCAAAGUGCCCACCGCAUUUGGACUAAAGCCCUCCAGCUCAAGGUGCAGGGUGCUGCAAAGAUAAUUGUUUGUCAUCUCCAAGUACAGCUACAUCUCUGCCAAAAACUACAGAAACUAAAAGAAGUACUACAGGUCAAAGGUUUUUAUAAGGUGGCACUCAAGUCCAUAGUGAAGUGCCACAGCCCUCAUAAUGUGAAACUGCCUGUACUGCGCUGCCAGACGAACAAAUAGCUCCCUCAAAACAAAGAUUCCCAGAGCAAGGAUCUUACAGCUCAUCUGAACAAAGUAACUGUAAAUAAAGCUGGAAAUGUAUUACUUUUCUCUACUGAUAAGUCCUCAGUCUCUAAGUCCUCUAUGCAUUUACCCGGUCUUGGAAAACAAAAGAAUUCCUGUGUAAGGUGAUUCGGACAGAAGUGAUUUCAGAGUGUGUCAGUGACACAGCCCCAUUUCGCUCGACUCUGUAUAAGGUUUUAAGAGAGAUCAUAAAAAACGCUUGCAUGCAAGAUAAGAUUACGUAACAGAUGUUUGCUGGGUUCAAUCUGUAAAUACU
Molecule: messenger RNA, 2988 nt
Organism: Megalops cyprinoides (Indo-Pacific tarpon)
Lineage: Eukaryota; Metazoa; Chordata; Actinopteri; Elopiformes; Megalopidae
Product: stimulated by retinoic acid gene 6 protein-like
Exons: 18
Coding region: 168-2129 (653 amino acids)
Biological process (GO): vitamin A import into cell
Cellular component (GO): plasma membrane
Molecular function (GO): retinol transmembrane transporter activity; signaling receptor activity
Source: RefSeq, a predicted model, not a curated record